AUGGCAGCCGUGGAUGGCCAUUCUUCUGGCCAUCCAUCCUUCGCCGAAAUGGCUGUUGCGGCGCCGCAACCACUCCCUGAAAUCUCAGUUGCCCAUCGUGUUCCAAAAGUAAUGGACGGAGAAAUAUUUUUUCAAUUCUCAAAGGAAGAAAUCAACAGAUCUGCAGAACCUUUCCGCUUCUCGAUUGUGAUCAAGUUCCUCCGCCAACGUCCCUCUUUGGAUGCGAUUCGUGCGUUCAUUGCCAAUCGAUGGGGUCUGUCUUCUAUCCCGGUGGUUUCCUCUAUGAAGUUGCCCCGAAACGUCUUCAUCAGAUUGGCUACGGAAGCAGACUUUGUGAAAGUCCUGUCCCAUGAAUCAUGUGAAGUGAAUGGAGUGGCUUACUGUGCGUUCCACUGGUCUCCUGAUUUUAAUGAGGAACAUGAACCUUCUAAUGUUCCGGUGUGGAUCCUCCUUCCCGGAUUACCCCCCAACUUUUAUCAAGAAUCGUUCCUUCAGAUCUUCACCGCUCCGCUUGGUCGAUUCAUACGCAGGGAUAAUUCCACGUGUUGUGCGACCCGAACUGAUGGAGCUCGGCUUUGCUUGGAGAUGGAUGCUGCUAAGGAGCCGAUCUCGUACUUCUGGAUUGGCACUCCUGGUCUGGCUACGAGCAGAAAACAAGAGAUUAUUUUUGAAACGUUGCCGGCGUAUUGUGGUAAAUGCAGAGUGCAGGGACAUAACUCUAAGACCUGUCGAGCAGGUAAACCCAAGCAGGAGGAACGAAACCGGGGACGGAACAAAGAAAAGGAUGAAUCGGGUGGAAACACUUCAUCUCAGAAAGAGGAUGGUGAAAUAAAUAAUCCUCUAUUUUUCCCUCCCGAAACAGAGGCUGCUGAACCUGUGGCGCCGUGUGAGGAUGAAGUUAAAACUCAACAUGGGGCUCAUGAUCAGGAACGUAUGACAGGGGAAUAUGUUUCUGGUGGACCAAGUAUUGAUAAUAAACGGGACGGUGAGAUUCCAGUUCCUAGCUCUCCUGAGACUGAGUCCGUUAAAGAUGUCAGUCUGGAACAGCUUGGAAACUCACUCUGA
Juglans regia (Persian walnut) is the source of this 1065-nucleotide messenger RNA. RefSeq lists its product as uncharacterized. The transcript has a single exon. The record is from RefSeq and is a predicted model, not a curated record. Lineage: Eukaryota; Viridiplantae; Streptophyta; Magnoliopsida; Fagales; Juglandaceae. The coding region runs from base 1 to 1065 and encodes 354 amino acids.